GUCUCUUUCACAAGCUCCCGUCAUUCACUCUCGUCACCCACUCGCGGCACUUCAUUAUUCGACACAAGUAAGUGAGAGCGAAGCAUUCAAAAUGGGGAAAUCAUCAAAAGACAAGCGUGAUGCCUACUAUCGCCUUGCAAAGGAGCAAGGAUGGCGUGCCAGAAGUGCCUUCAAGCUUCUUCAACUAGACGAAGAAUUCAACUUGUUUGAAAAUGUCACUCGUGUGGUCGAUCUCUGCGCUGCCCCCGGUUCCUGGUCUCAGGUUCUAUCGAGGGUUCUCAUCAAGGGAGAGAAGUUCGGCCGGUGUGCUUGGCAAGACCGUGAGGCCAAGUUCCGCCAACAGAUGCUCAACGUCUUUCCCGAGAAGCAAGACGCUCAGGAUGAGGUUCAGAGGGUGCAGGCGACUCAGGAGAGCACGCCGGCUCCCAGGGAACAGGUCAAGAUUGUGUCCAUCGACUUGCAGCCCAUCAGCCCUCUGCCAGGAAUCAUCACUCUCCGAGCCGACAUCACACAUCCCGCCACCGUUCCGCUUUUGCUUAAGGCGUUGGACCCCGAUUUCGACCCAAGCACCAUGAACCCGCAAGCCUCACACCCAGUGGAUCUGGUCAUCAGCGAUGGUGCGCCCGACGUCACAGGCCUGCAUGAUCUUGACAUCUACGUCCAGUCACAGCUCCUCUUCGCAGCCCUCAACCUCGCCCUCUGCGUCCUCAAGCCUGGCGGCAAGUUCGUCGCCAAGAUCUUCCGGGGCCGCAACGUCGACCUUCUCUACGCCCAGCUGAAGGUCUUCUUCGAAAAGGUUUACGUCGCCAAGCCCCGCUCUUCGCGCGCCAGCAGUGUCGAGGCCUUCAUCGUCUGCAUCAACUUCCAGCCUCCUGAGGGUUUCACAGCCAACCUCGAAGAACCUCUUGGCGUCGGCAACAAGCUUGCCGAGAUGUUGGCCGAGAAGCAAGCCAAGGAGGAACCAACAACAAAGAGUGCCACUCAGACGCCAGCAGAUAAGGAUGGCAUCUACGACGUCGAGGUGGAGGACCUCACCAACGAGCCCCUGAAGGAUAUUCGAUGGGUGGCCCCCUUUGUCGCCUGUGGCGAUUUGUCCGCUUUCGACUCGGAUGCGUCCUACAAGCUCCCAGAUGACCACGUCUCACUCGACCCGGUUCAGCCACCCACGGCACCCCCGUAUAAGCGUGCCAUUGAGCUGAGGAGGCAAAACGGCGGGGCGUACAAGAAGACGGGACCAGCAACAGCGAAGGCGUGAAAUUUCUUUUCCCGUUAUUUUCUGUUCAAGAUAAGAUUCCCAGUAACCAAUCAACGUCUGCCGACCUACCUGCCUGCUGCACAUACCAAACUCAGAUGACAUGACUAACUCGUUUGUCUCAUGAUAUACCACCAUUGAACCAAAUCCUUCUUGUGUCUCCCUUUCCG
Messenger RNA from Neurospora crassa OR74A, 1422 nucleotides. RefSeq names its product tRNA (uridine-2'-O-)-methyltransferase TRM7. Gene Ontology annotation, biological process: cytoplasmic translation; tRNA methylation. The coding region runs from base 92 to 1255 and encodes 387 amino acids. The transcript is spliced from 2 exons. Gene Ontology annotation, cellular component: cytoplasm. Lineage: Eukaryota; Fungi; Ascomycota; Sordariomycetes; Sordariales; Sordariaceae. Gene Ontology annotation, molecular function: tRNA methyltransferase activity. The record is from RefSeq and is a predicted model, not a curated record.